Molecule: messenger RNA, 3513 nt
Organism: Pseudoliparis swirei
Lineage: Eukaryota; Metazoa; Chordata; Actinopteri; Perciformes; Liparidae
Gene: slc17a9b
Product: solute carrier family 17 member 9b
Exons: 13
Coding region: 270-1733 (487 amino acids)
Biological process (GO): transmembrane transport
Cellular component (GO): membrane
Molecular function (GO): transmembrane transporter activity
Source: RefSeq, a predicted model, not a curated record
AGAGCGAGAGAGAGAGAGAGAAUAUGACACGUGGAUCACUCCUCCUGGGGCAUCGGGGGAGAAGAUAUGCUCCCUCCUCCCGGCAGCUCAGUUCCGUCAUCAUCUUCAUCUUCAUCAUCGCGUUCAGUCCACAGUAAAUAUAUGGACACAUGAAAUGAGAAGGCUUUUCUUUUUGUCGCUUACUUUUACAGACUUGAUCGACCGGAAAUAGAUAGAAAGUAAAACAGGGGAGAGAGGGGGAGAGGGGGACUGCUGUUUACUCGCGUUGAAUGGCAGUUAUUCAAAAAUAUGGCAAGAAACAUAGUCCAGAUUUGGGGUGUCACGCGGAGAGCCGGCCGUCCGACAAGGCCGGAGCUCCCGGGUGUCCGAAGAAGUGUCCUGAACGCAACGGCUACUGGUCCAGGCCAGAGGCGAGGGUAUGGACGGUGGUGCUGCUGCUCGGGACCUGCCUCCUCUACUGCGCCCGCGUGGCGAUGCCCAUCUGUGCCGUCAGCAUGGCGGAGCAGUUCAGCUGGACCAAGAGGGAGUCGGGCAUGGUGCUGGGCAGCUUCUUCUGGGGCUACUGCUUCACCCAGGUCUUCGGGGGCUACGUCAGCGACCGGAUCGGCGGCGAGAAGGUCCUCCUGCUGUCUGCAGCCGCCUGGGGGUCCAUGACCGCCUUCACCCCGGUGCUGGCCCACUUCUGCUCCCGGCCCAUCGUCUCCAUGACGCUGGCCCGCUUCCUCAUGGGCUUGUUGCAAGGGGUUUAUUUCCCAUCUCUGGCGAGCCUGUGCUCUCAGAAGGUGGUGGAGAGCGAGCGAGGCUUCCUGAUGAGCACCGUGAGUAGCGGCUCCUACCUGGGCACUCUGGUGAUCGGAGGGGCCGGCUCCCUCAUGCUGGACCUGUACGGCUGGCAGAGCAUCUUCUACGCGUCGGGCCUCCUCUCCGUCCUGUGGGCCUACUGCAUGUGGAAGUACCUGCUCAGGGGAGAAGGCAAGGGAGGCGUUGUUUUUACAAGGGCCCAUCAUCACCCUGGAGGCCCUGGGAAGUGGUGGCGCCCAGUCCACGCUGUCCAAAAGGCACUGGUUGAGGCUCCUCAAGCAACCUGCAGUCUGCGCCGUGAUCGUGGCACACCUCUGCGCGGCGAGCACCUUCUUCACCCUCCUGUCAUGGCUGCCGACGUUCUUUCAAGAAACUUUCCCCGACGCCAAGGGCUGGGUGUUCAACGUGGUCCCCUGGCUGGUGGCCAUCCCCUCCUCCCUGCUCAGCGGCUGCCUCUCGGACCACCUCAUCAGUCGAGGCUACGACACGGCCUCGGUGAGGAAGUUAAUGCAGUUCUUCUCCAUGGGCGUGUCCAGCGUGUUCACCCUCCUCCUGUGUGGCAGCACCACCUUCCCCUGGGCCGUGGCCUUCGUGUCCGCCACCAUGGGCUUCAUCACCUUCAGCCACAGCGGUGUGUCUGUAAAUGUUCAAGAUCUCGCGCCUUCCUGUGCCGGAUCUUUAUUUGGAGUCAUGAAUACGUGCGGCGCGUUCUCAGGCGUCCUCCUGGUGUACUUCUCCGGCUACCUCAUCGAGACCACCGGCUCCUGGACGUCCGUGUUCGCCCUCAUCACCGCCGUCAACCUGCUGGGCCUCGCCACCUUCCUGGCGUUCGCCGACGCCCGCCGGGUCGACAUCGACCCGAGCACGGGGCGCCGCCACAGCGUCCACAUCUGAAUCUGAGAGCGGGGGGGGUUUCAGCUCGCGGCGGCUAAAAAGGUGCUAAUCUUUUUAAAAUAUUUGCAGCGUAGAUAUCGGUUGAUGCGGUUUCAGCCGGGAACUCUUCUCCGUUUCUCGUCGGCACAACGUCGACCGAUAGCCCAAAAACCUCCUGCUUCCUCCUGAAGGGGGGGGGGGGGGAGAGUACGGUACAUCGUUAGUUCUGCCGGCGCCAUGUUGAGAGCCGACCAGAGUCAACCAAUCUCGAUUUCCCUCGGUUACGCUCUUCAUUUGUAACAGAACGUGUUACUUUGUACGAGGGAAAUGUGUGUGUGUGGGGGGGGGGGGUCUUUUAUUAGUACGCCCCACUCACCCGUCACCCGUCUGAGUGACACCUCAUUACCCCGGACGCUAAUUACUCGGCAGACGCUCUGACGUCCUUCACCAUUUACCUGCUCGAGUCCUCGUCGCCAUGGUUACAAGCUCAUCUUAUCGUUACUGUCAGGGGGAGGGGGGAGAGAGAGGGGGGGGGGAGCGGGCGGGCGAUGUGUUUUGAGUUGAAAGAUCAGAGGUAAUUCAUUAUUUUAGUGAUUUAUGUGAUCAAAUGUAAUAAAAAUACCUCACGUAAUUAUUUUUGGAGUAUAUUUAUAUGGCUUGAUUCAUCUUCUUUUUUUUGGAAUGAAUAUUUUCAGAAGAAAUAUAUAUAUAUAUUAAUUAAAAAUGAGUAAAUUAUUAGCGGUGUGAUGCAGUAUGAACAAGAAGAGAUGUCUAUAUUUGGGAAGGGCGGGGCUAGAGGGGUGAGGCCCCUCCCCUUCCGGUGUUCCCUCGUUGGAUCUUAUUGGAGGAAAGAAAUGUGUGUGUUUGUCAAAAGAAGCAAAUCCUUUUUUUUUUUUUAUGGCGUUUGAAUUGUGGAAUAAGUUCAACACGAUAUGACGCUUCUCAAUUUAACAGAAACUUUAGUUUUAAGACCGACACUUUCGCCACGUGCAACAAUUUUUUUUCUUUAAAUACAUUUUCUUUCAGGUGCACAACCGACACGAUGAAUGUUGUACGGAUAUCGGGCUCUCGUGAUUUUGUUUGUUUCUUCAGUCUCGAUGUUUACUUUUACAUUUAUAUAUAUUUUUUUUAUUGGGUUUAUUUAAUAAGGGAUAGUGCACAUUAAUAAAAACAUUUCAGUAAAUGUGCCAGAGUUAUUAGCCAAGAGGCUGUUUUUCAUCUGUUACUCUAUGCAUUCGUUACUUGGUGACGAGAGAACUUUUUCUAAAGGUUAUUGAUUGUUAUUGAUUAUCGUGCAUCGCUACAUUGUUGCCUUUCUCUGGAGUUUGUGUUGGAGUCGUCUUUGGGGUUUCUAUUAUUUUGUGGCUGGAUGGAUUUCUGAUAAUGAAAAGCUUAUCGUCUCCGUCAGCGGCGACGCUAACGUGUGCGUCUCUAAGUCAAACGUAUUUUUCGAUUGUUUGCUAAUUAUUCAGAAAAAUUAAUGUUGACAUCAAAUCUGAUUUCCUUUGAUUCUGUAUUCUCUGUUUUCGAGUGUCUGCCGACGCCUUCCAGAUACACAAUAUAUUUUCGAUACACAAUAACACAUUUUGCUUUUGAUGCUCUUUAUUGCAUUAUUUACAACCGCUUUCAUUUUUGUUUUUCCUGUGUCUACCAUCUUGGAAAAUGUUAAAUAACCGAUCUCUGUUCCCGAAAGCAUUUCUGUCGACUCCUGUUUUGAUAACGUGUAAGAUAUGUACGAUAGAAAGAAUAAAUAUUGCAGUAUUCUAAUGCUUUUUAAAGAUGCGUUGUAUUUAAAAGCAUAUAUAAACUUUGAAUAAAAACGAGUCUAUUUUGUCAACA